UACACUCCCUCCACCAAGAUGGAGCAAGCCACAGUCGAGGUUGAGGCUGAAGAAGCUGAGAUCCUCCAAGUUCCAGAUCGAGCUUCAUCGGCCGAGGAUACUGCCCCUACUCCUGUCCCUCUGGUUGUUCCUGUCCCUCAACUCGAGGUUGUUCCUACUUCUACUAACACUACCCCUAGCCCUGUCAACAUUGCUCCUACCCCCCCACAGGGUGAAGCCUUCUCUGCUCAUGCCGAUGAUGUGCUUACUCUCUGCAAUGCUAACUCUUUCUCUACUAGCAUCAAUGUGCUUUUUGGCAACAUCAGAAGUGGCAUUAGGGACGACGUCAUUGGUCCAUCGUAG
Molecule: messenger RNA, 342 nt
Organism: Ilex paraguariensis (yerba mate)
Lineage: Eukaryota; Viridiplantae; Streptophyta; Magnoliopsida; Aquifoliales; Aquifoliaceae
Source: the annotation of a GenBank genome assembly